Messenger RNA from Staurois parvus, 656 nucleotides. The record is from the annotation of a GenBank genome assembly. NCBI's taxonomy places the organism in Eukaryota, Metazoa, Chordata, Amphibia, Anura, Ranidae.
CUCGGGCAACAGGUGGCAAUCUACCCCUGGGCAGGGGCUUGGGCAACAGGCAGCAACCUACCACUGGGAAGGGGCCUUGGGCAACAGGCGGCAACCUACCACUGGGCAGGGGCCUCGGGCAACAGGUGGCAACCUACCACUGGGCAGGGGCCUCGGGCAACAGGCGGCAACCUACCACUGGGCAGGGGCCUCGGGCAACAGGCGGCAAUCUACCCCUGGGCAGGGGUCUCGGGCAACAGGCGGCAAUCUACCCCUGGGCAGGGGUCUUGGGCAACAGGCGGCAAUCUACCACUGGGCAGGGUACUCAACGGGACUCUAGCUGUGGAGUCUGGCCUCAGCACAGCUCCCACCCAGCUUUCUAGGGUCAUUGGGUUCACGGGGACUCAACGGGUAGCGAUGGCUCAAGCACUCAGGGGCACCACAGGACACGGGUGGUCAGUGCACACACAGCGGGGCAGUUCGGAACACGGGUGGUCGGUGCACACAGCAGGGACAGUUCAGGACACAAGUGGUCGUGUGCACACCGGGGACAGUUCAGGACACGGGUGGUCGGUGCACACAGCGGGGACAGUUCAGGACACGGGUGGUCGGUGCACACAACAGGGACAGUUCAGGACACGGGUGGUCGGUGCACACAGCGGGGAAUAGUUCAGGAC